AUGUCUACUGGAAUUCCCACACUUAUUCAGGAGGUGUAUUGCGGGAGCUCACUGACGGCGGAAACAGUGACUCUGGACCCUGAAGCCCCGAGGUCAAAGAAAAGUCAAAAUGAGGUGAUUGUCCGUGCAAUGGAUGGAUUUGUUUUCGUGAAGCAUAACAAGUUGGUCUAUCCUCGGUACCAAGACUCGACUCCUGAAUGGUGGGAAGACGUACAGGCCUACGGGUACGUGACAGCGCUUGUGGGCCAGUUCAAGUUCUUUGUCUGGGCCGGACAUUGUGGGGAUGGUGAAGGAAUCAAGCCCUCACUGGCAAUCUGGAACUCAUGGUCGGACAGCUUCGAGGAGAUUCUGUGGCUGGAGUCAAAGGCCGGAUACAGCUAUGCCCUGAUGGAGCCGGAUGCAAUCUAUGAUGAGCUGGACGAAUCUGCCGCCACCUCUAAGCCAGGAGGACCCGACGCUCCGCGAGGUGGACCGAGCCGGCCCACAGCCCAGUGGUGGAAGGCAGGUGCAAAACGGAAAAUAAACCAAGAUAAGCAAACAUCCCGGAAGCGCAAGAAGGGAGGAAAGCAGGCCACGCCUUCCCCGUCUAAGAAAAGGGCAGUCAGCCAGGAUGUCGAGUACAGCCCUGGAAAAGGUGAUCAAACUGAUGAUGAUGAUGUAAUCUUUGAUCGCAGCAAGUUGCGACCGCGUAGAUUGUCGGUUUGGUUUGCGGAGAGCCUACCAAGGUUUGAUCCCCGGGAUGACGAGGCAGAGGGAGCCAAGGUGGAGGCGCAGGGAAGGGAGAAAGGGAAGGAGGUAAGUAAGGAUGAGGAGGACAGUGAUGAGGAGGAAGAAGGACAAGAAGAGGGGGAUGAGAAAGAGGACAAGGACGAGGAGGACAGAAGACACAGAGAACGAGGAAGACGAGGAAGACAAGACGAGGAUAAAGGACGGGAGAGGGGGGAGAAGGAGGGCCAAGUUGUGGCCAUGGGGGUUGACGAGCCGGACGCUGAGGUGGAUGCUGAAGGGGAAGACAAGACGAAGACGGUAAUUGCCAUGUCAAGUCCGCCUGGCAAAGCUACUUCCUCCAAGAAAACUCCUGACCCGGAAGCAGCUUCUCCUUCACGUAAAGCAUUGCCUGCCCCCGCGCAUUUGCAUACACCUACUCCGGGGCCUGAGCUUACUCCUCCUCCUAAACUUUGGGGUCUAUCCCCACCCCUGCUCCCGCACUUCCCCUUGCUCCUGCCUUCUCUUGUUGCCGCGCCGGCUUGUACGUCUCCGCCUGCGCCUUCCCAGGAUCCGGCUUCCCCUCUGGCUCCGGCUCCAACUCCGGCUCCAACUCCGACUCCCGCCCCAGCCCCAACCCCUCCUCCAGCCGCGGCUCCUGCUGCUGCCCCUGCCCCUGCUCCGGCUCCGGCUCCGGCUCCCUCCGCUCCGGCUCCUGCUGCUGCCCCUGCCCUGCUCCGCUCCGGCUCCGGCUCCCACUCCUGCUCCGGCUCCUGCUGCUGCCCCUGCCCUGCUCCGCUCCGGCUCCGGCUCCCUCCGCUCCUCUCCUGCUCUCCGCCCUGCUCCAGCUCCAGCUCCGCUCCGGCUCCUGGACCGGCGCCUGCGCCUGCCCCACCAUCUCCCAUUCUUCCUGCGUCUCCCGUCGGUCCCGCGCCCCCUGCUCUUGAGCCUCCCUCAAUUGCUGUGUCUUCAGCUUCUGUGCCCGCCGGCACACCACCCCCAACCCCUUCCCCUGCGUCUACGAACGCCUCUGUGCCUACGACUGUUACUUCAGUUUCAGCACCUAUCCCCCCUGCCUCCUCGCUUGAUGCACAGUCAGCUCCAGAUACAUGUGAGUUUGAUAUGGACAAUACGACGGGAAGGCAAUGA
Messenger RNA from Rhizoctonia solani, 1854 nucleotides. RefSeq lists its product as uncharacterized. The transcript has 9 exons. The coding region runs from base 1 to 1854 and encodes 617 amino acids. Lineage: Eukaryota; Fungi; Basidiomycota; Agaricomycetes; Cantharellales; Ceratobasidiaceae. The record is from RefSeq and is a predicted model, not a curated record.